AGGGAUGACUCGCAGAACAGUGAUGCUGCUUGUAUUCGCCGUGCACAUCAGCAGCAGCAGCAGCAGCGGCGGCGGCAGUUUCUCUCCUUCAGUCACUGAGAGGCAGGCAGAGGCUGCACGUCCGCUGGCUCAGAGGGACACACUCAGCGCUGCCUGCGGCUCGAGUCCACGCUGCUUUUAAAUGGAUGUAUCUUAGCGCCGCAGAGGACAGUGGACUGCGCUCUUGUGACUGUGCGCAAAACAAGAACCUGGCGAUCACUGCGCUUUGGAUUUCAGGGAGACCGGUUUGUCUCGACGACAGAGAGGGUACCACACUCCCCCUUUCGUUAGCUCGCUAAGCUAGCUAGCCCGCUAACUUAGCAGUGAUACUUUGUACCGCACAGUCGCUCUUCUGCUUUUGGUUAGCCUGCGGUUUCUUGCGCCACGGCAGCAGCGGAUCGGGGUGCCGCGCGUCACUCUCGUCUAAAUGAGCAGAGGACACUUGGACAGGGCAUAUGUGGAGAGCAGAUACCCCACGGGCGGAUAUGACAGUGUCCUGACAAAUGUGUGUACUUGGGCUGCAGAGGAGCAUGUUUGAGUGACAGGCCAAAGAGGAAGUGGGAUCUCUGAAGCUCCGCCCACUCCACUGGUGGAGCGCCCUGUACAUCUCGGCAGAGACCCCCAAAUCACUUCUACAGCAUGCGGAGGUUCGCCUACUGUAAGGUGGUCCUGGCCACGUCUCUGGUGUGGGUGAUGCUGGACAUGUUCAUCCUGCUCUACUUCAGCGAGUGCAACAAGUGUGACGACAAGAAGGAGCGUGGCCUGCCCGGGAGAGCCGAUGCUCUGUCCAAACCGCGGGAUGGGCCUGGUGAAGGGGGCAAACCGGUGGUCAUCCCGAAGGAAAACCAGGAGAAGAUGAAAGAGAUGUUUAAAAUCAACCAGUUCAACCUCAUGGCCUCAGAGAUGAUCGCUCUCAACCGCUCUCUGCCCGAUGUUCGUUUAGAAGGGUGCAAGCACAAGUUGUAUCCGGAUAAUCUUCCUCGCACCAGCGUGGUGAUAGUUUUCCAUAAUGAGGCGUGGAGCACUCUGCUGAGGACGGUCCACUCUGUGAUUGACCGCUCCCCUCACACGCUGCUCGAGGAGAUCGUACUGGUCGAUGACGCCAGCGAACGGGACUUUCUGAAGCGCCCUCUGGAGCAGUACGUGCGCAGGCUGGAGGUGCCGGUCCGAGUGGUGCGGAUGGAGCAGAGGUCUGGACUCAUCCGAGCGCGUCUUAAAGGAGCAUCCAUCUCAACGGGACAGGUCAUCACCUUCCUGGAUGCUCAUUGUGAAUGCACGACAGGGUGGCUGGAGCCGCUGCUGGCCCGCAUCAUGCAAGACAAGAGGACCGUGGUGUGCCCCAUCAUCGACGUGAUCAGUGAUGACACGUUCGAGUACAUGGCCGGGUCUGACAUGACGUAUGGAGGCUUUAACUGGAAACUCAACUUCCGCUGGUAUCCUGUGCCCCAGAGGGAGAUGGACCGCCGCAAAGGGGACCGCACACUGCCUGUCAGGACCCCUACUAUGGCGGGGGGCUUGUUCUCCAUCGACAGAGACUACUUCCAGGAGAUUGGCACUUAUGAUGCGGGCAUGGACAUCUGGGGAGGGGAGAACCUGGAGAUCUCGUUCAGAAUCUGGCAGUGCGGCGGGACACUGGAGAUCGUCACCUGCUCUCAUGUGGGACACGUCUUCAGAAAAGCCACGCCCUACACGUUUCCUGGAGGAACAGGUCAAAUUAUCAACAAAAACAACAGACGUCUGGCAGAAGUUUGGAUGGACGAAUUCAAAAACUUCUUCUAUAUCAUAUCUCCUGGUGUGACCAAAGUGGACUACGGUGACAUCACGUCUCGCAGCACCUUGAGACAGAAGCUCAAGUGUAAACCCUUCAGCUGGUACUUAGAGAACGUGUACCCAGACUCCCAGAUCCCCAGACACUACUACUCCCUGGGAGAGAUCCGUAAUGUUGAGACCAACCAGUGCCUAGACAACAUGGCCCGCAAAGAGAAUGAGAAAGUGGGCAUUUUCAAUUGCCACGGCAUGGGAGGCAACCAGGUGUUUUCUUACACCGCAAACAAAGAGAUUCGAACAGACGACCUGUGUCUGGAUGUGUCCAAACUCAACGGACCUGUCAUGAUGCUCAAGUGCCAUCACCUGAAAGGAAACCAGCUCUGGGAGUAUGACCCUGUGGUAAGUGAGGCUAUAGUUAUGUAAGCUAUAGUGUUUUUA
Molecule: messenger RNA, 2244 nt
Organism: Boleophthalmus pectinirostris (great blue-spotted mudskipper)
Lineage: Eukaryota; Metazoa; Chordata; Actinopteri; Gobiiformes; Gobiidae
Gene: galnt1
Product: UDP-N-acetyl-alpha-D-galactosamine:polypeptide N-acetylgalactosaminyltransferase 1
Exons: 14
Coding region: 679-2229 (516 amino acids)
Cellular component (GO): Golgi apparatus
Source: RefSeq, a predicted model, not a curated record